UGGUUGAAAAACUAUAACGUGUCUGUAAAAUAAGGAAGUGAAGCAGAGUCGCUUGUUUGGAUCAAACGUGAGUGACGUAGUCAUGCGACGUCUUUUCUUUAGUUUUAACAGAUUCAAACAUGAGUGACCUUUCCCUUAACCCUCUUGUUCUGAUUGGCAUUGGGUCCAGUUUUGCAUUUUCUGGCCUCUUUUAUAAUUUAUAUCAGAAAAAAAGACAGGAGGUGGAUGAGCUGAAGAAAAUACCAUCUUUUAGACCAGAUCAGCAUUUGGUUAAAGUACUGAAGGCGUCUCGGCACAGCAGACUUCAAUACGUUGCUGUUGAAGGUGUGGUCCAACCAGAUGGAGAGCCUCUGGCAAGCCGGUUUAAGCCAAGAUGCUUUGGAGUAAUUCAGAAGAUAAUGAUGCAGGAGAAAUGGAAGUACUGGAACUCUGUCAGCAACAGCUGGAUAGAAAAGACGACCAACAAGACGGAGACCAACAACUUUGUGCCUUUCAGCCUUGUUAGCUCUGAAUCCUACAUUCCUGAUGUUUAUGUCAAAGUUCAAGAUCCUCUGGAGGCCUCAAGUGGUAUCCUGGAGACCGUUCACCACAGAAUUAGACGUGCCGAGGAGGGAUUGGUGGAGAUAGCUGUGCAGGGUCUGACGGGUGAGAAACCUGUGGCGCUGGAGGAGGUGGAGAAGCUGCUUCGUGUGGGGACCACUGUGACAGGCUUUGGAGAGCUGGUGCUGGAAGGGGAUCAGGUGAUAAGGCUGCAGGCCCCAAAGGACGGCCGCAAGUAUUUCCUGACGCCCACCGACCACAAAGGCUUCAUCGGCCAACACGAGGGAGUUGCUAAGAUGUGGCAGUCAUUGUCUGCCAUAACGGGGAUCACAGGUGCCGCCAUCCUCACUACUGUUGUGUACAGUUACUUUGAAAAGAAGGAUGACAGGUCCGAAUAGGCUUGAGGAUGCAGAGGUGUCCAACCUGCCCAGGUGUUUUUUUUUGCUUUAUUGAAAACCUGCCCAGGUGGUGCCACAGCUAGCGCUGCUUCAGGGGUCCACUGCACAUUCCUGAUGCUAAACUAAUGCAUUUGUAUUUUAAUUGAAUAUUUUUCCCCAUAAAGUGUCCUGUUUGACAGGGCACAUGAAAAUGCACACAUUACAAAACCUUCCAAAAAGCAUUCCAUGAAAUUAUAAAUAUAGAAAAAACCAAAUGAGCUGGAAAUUUAAUUCCAAUUUACAAGAGAAUUUUUUAAAAUUUGUUUAAUCAGAAAUUGUCUAAAAAUAUCUGUAUGAAACAUUGAGUCAUUCCUUUACUGGUCUGGAUUACUUGUCCAAAAAUUAUCAUCUAAUAUAAAUAUAAUUUAAUAAUUUGAAAUAAAAUGUGAACAAACUCACACCCAAAAGGACCAAAUGGGAAUAUAGCAAGCAUCUAUAAAAUAAAAUGCAUACUUGUUCCUCAAUUUAGAACAUAAAAUGAGUCAAUAUAAAACUAAUUACAAAUUUUAACUUGACGUCUGUAGUUCCAAAAUAAGAUAUUUUAUUAGUUUUAACGUAUUUUGUUUUUCUAGCUGCUGAAUUCUGUGGGUGUUACAAUCUCUUUUUCUUUUACCUUGGAUUAUUUUCAUUUAAUCUUACUUGAAACAGAUGUAUGAGGGAUGAGCGGUGUUUUCUGAUUUUAGGGUGAAACUUGUUCCGUGUCAAACAUUCUCUUAUGGUUUUUAUAAAUGUAUCUCUUGUGUUUGAGCCAACAUUUUCUGAAGGUCCAACUCGUUUGCAGUAGGUGAUGACUAAAUAAAGCAACAGCUUGAUCCUGAUG
Messenger RNA from Oryzias latipes (Japanese medaka), 1797 nucleotides. RefSeq names its product mitochondrial E3 ubiquitin protein ligase 3 (gene mul3). Gene Ontology annotation, biological process: organelle organization; protein ubiquitination. NCBI's taxonomy places the organism in Eukaryota, Metazoa, Chordata, Actinopteri, Beloniformes, Adrianichthyidae. The record is from RefSeq and is a predicted model, not a curated record. Gene Ontology annotation, molecular function: ubiquitin-protein transferase activity.